AUGCUGCCCGCCGUCGUCACUGCCGUGUGCGAGGUUAUAAGAGAAGCCAGGGGAUGGAUUGGUCGAGUUUCCGUCGCUGAUCUGAACUUGGACAUGCGUUGGCUGAGGACUGUCGAGCUACUCGGGGCAGCUGGUCUGUUUGCCGCGUCCCCUUUGGUGGCGGCACAGACUGACUGCCCGGACUUCGCGACGUACGCGUCGAGUCCGCAAGGCAAUGCCUCGACUGGACCCCUUGGGUUACCUUACAUGCGUCCAGCUCCUGAGUGCAGAACUUUCAACUCUUCCGCGGUAGAGCAAGUCAUCGAAGACAUGAAAGCGCGCAUCAAGGACCCGGACCUCGCACGCCUAUUCGAAAACACCUUCCCUAAUACGCUUGAUACGACCGUGAAGUACUUCGACCCGGAUGCGAACUUGGCAUUUAUAAUCACCGGCGACAUCACUGCGCAAUGGCUCCGCGAUACCGCAAACCAACUAGCAGUCUAUCAAUCUGUCCUCCCGCAAGACGUUGAACUCGCGGCACUCGUGAAGGCGGUAAUCAACAACGAAGCGCGCUACAUCUCGCAGUAUCCGUACUGCGGCGCAUUCCAACCUCCUCCCGAGAGUGGCCUCGCGCCAAGUCAUAACGAUUAUGCUGACCUCGUCACCGUCAACCCACCCGUGGAUAACCAGACCGUCUUCGAGUGCAAAUAUGAGCUCGACUCUCUCUGCGGUUUCCUCAAACUCUCUCGUGGGUACUAUGAGGCUACGAAAGACUCGUCAUUCAUGAACGGGAACUGGACUGCCGCCAUCGACCAAAUCUUCACCGUGAUGGAAGACCAGUCGCAAGCGACGCUUGAUGCCGACUUUAACUUCGUGUCAUACUAUAACUGGACUGGAACUGCUGGAUCGCUCAGUCCGCCUGUGAACAAUCACGGGAAUGGUGAGCCAAAGGCGUACACUGGUAUGGUCGGCACACACCAUCGACCUAGCGAUGACUUGAGCGUGUAUGCGUUCCUCACGCCUGCAAACGCCAUGCUCAGCGUUGAGCUCUCUCGCCUGGCCGAUGUCCUUGAUGACGCAAACAUGUUCCCAAAUGUCAGUUCCUCUGCACGCGAGUGGAGUUCCCAGAUCGAAGCGGCCAUCUGGAAUACCACGGUUGUAGACAACAUCUUCGCCUAUGAGACUAAUGGUUUCGGAGGACGCUAUGUCAUGGAUGAUGCCAACGUCCCAUCCCUUCUGGCACUCCCUUAUCUCGGCUUCUUGAACAAGACCGACCCAGCAUACGUCGCAACGCGUGAGGUCCUGCUUUCGCGUCAAAACCCGUACUACGCGGCUGGCGCCAACUUCAGCGGCGUUGGCGGCCCGCAUGUCGAUGUCUAUCACCCAUGGCCGAUGUCGCGUAUUUCUGCUAUCUUUGGAACGGAUGACGACGAGGAGAUACUUGAGUCCCUCUAUCUCAUCGCGAACAACACAGCCGGACUGGGCCUGAUCCACGAGAGUGUCAACAUCUACAACGGCUCAGACUUUACUCGCCCGUGGUUCGCAUGGGCCAAUUCUUACGCUGCCGAGAUGAUAUUGGACCUAGCGGCACGCAAACCGCAUCUGAUUUUCUCCAGCAAUCAGAGCUAUACGCCCGGGGCAUGA
This is a messenger RNA of Peniophora sp. CBMAI 1063, 1623 nucleotides long. The record is from the annotation of a GenBank genome assembly. NCBI's taxonomy places the organism in Eukaryota, Fungi, Basidiomycota, Agaricomycetes, Russulales, Peniophoraceae.